This is a messenger RNA of Neolamprologus brichardi, 1707 nucleotides long. Its product is annotated as apolipoprotein D-like. Gene Ontology annotation, biological process: tissue regeneration; brain development; lipid transport. The record is from RefSeq and is a predicted model, not a curated record. Gene Ontology annotation, cellular component: cytoplasm. NCBI's taxonomy places the organism in Eukaryota, Metazoa, Chordata, Actinopteri, Cichliformes, Cichlidae. Gene Ontology annotation, molecular function: lipid binding.
UUUACUACACUGACACAGCAAGACAAUUAGCAUAUUUUGCUUUAUUAUUAUUGAUUUUAUGUUUUGCAAAAGACGGAGCCUUGCCCUGUCAUUGCAUCAAAUCAUCAAAAGCUGCAAUAACCAUGAACCAAGAUGCACAAUUGUCACGGUCCUUCCACAUAAAGCACACGACUUGUACUUUCUGCCGAGAAAGUACAAGCUCUGCUUCGCGUGACGUAACGUAAAGGCGAGCCCGUGUUUUUCCGCAGAGCUGGAGACGUUCACUUUAUGCAAGCCUCCACCUGUCCUGACACCGGUGCACAGUUCAGGAACCAUGUCUGCUGUCUACCUUCUCCUCCUGCUGGUCCCCACAAUCUCGGCUCAGACUUUUCGCUUUGGUGCCUGCCCUACUCCGAAGGUGCAGUCUAACUUCAGCCUUCAGCUGUACCUGGAUAAGUGGUAUGAGAUUGAGAAGCUGCCUGCUUCUUUUGCCAGAGGACAGUGCAUUGAAGCGAAUUAUUCUGUAAGGAAAGAUGGGACCAUCCGAGUGUUGAACUCUCAGGUUGUGGGUGGUAAAAGGGAGUUUUUGGAAGGGACAGCUGUGGUUCCAGACCGACAAGAACCAGCUAAGCUUGGAGUUUCCUUCUCAUAUUUUACACCCUAUGGCCCAUACUGGGUGCUGGAGACAAACUACACCAACUACACCAUUGUGUACUCCUGCACAGACAUUCUGCGCAUAUUCCACGUUUACUACGCCUGGAUUCUCGCACGGUCACCCUCCCUGCCUCCAGAGACGGUGCAUUACGCCAAGCAGUUGCUGACUAAUAAAGGAAUCUAUAUUUCCAAGAUGACUCCCACAUAUCAGAGCUGUGGAAAUAUUUAGGAACUGACAGAGAGGUUCAUUCAUUAAAGAGUUUUUCUGUUUGUAGAAUUAUUUAUCCUACCAGCCAUGAAAUCACAGUACAUCUGUUACAUUGUUUCUUUUUAUUUCAUUUAUUUCUUUGUUUCAUCAUUGUUUUGUCAUUUGAUUACAAAGUGAAUGGAUUAAAGUAAUAUUUUGAGAUAAAGUUCAUUUGAUAAUUAAAACAUUUAUAUAGUACAUAUUCUUGCAAAGAAUUAAAUACUACAUCUGUAAAAAAGUGAUUGUUUUGCAUGCUAAUUAGUCAAUGAAAAUAGCAACAUCCUUUUUAUAUUCUAUCUAUAGUGCAUCUUUUAUUAUUUACAACAAUGAGCAAAUCAAGCUGUUCUUGGUGAUGGAGCAAAAAAGAAACUGUGGAUCUGUUCUACUUAAAUUAGAGCUGUUUUUUUUUUUCAUUUGAACUGGAAAUAAUCCAUUGAACAUACAGUCCUGUCUCACAGUGAUGUAAUAAAUGAUUCUAUGUGCAACUUUAAAUACUGAUGAAAUUAAUCAGAAUUCACUGAUGAGUGGGUGACAACAUCAACACUGUGCAGUGAAAAAGAAGGUGAGAAACUAGGUAGGUAACUAGUCUUCUCAGGAGUGGACAUUGCAGCAAAUUCACUCCAAAGCCAGGCUGUGCAUUGCUCAGAGAAACUGCAAAAAACCCAAGAGCUACUCUUCAAAUUCUACAGGCCUCAUUUAGCGUUAUGGUCCUGGGUCGGUGACCCGGUGUUUUGAGUCUUGUACUUUUGUUUUCUUAGGAUGGUUGUGUUUUGAGUUUUUGGUUUCCUGUCGCCAAAGUGCUUGCUCAUAGGGGGUCAUAUGAUUGU